AGGCUGAGCGGCUUUGUGAUUCCCGAGACGCUCUAUGCGGACGUGGGGAGCUCUAUGGUCUCCGUAGCGGCGCUCUAGACUGUUCUCCCCGAUCUCGAUGGCUCCGCGCCGCCGGGCCGGGAGGGCGGAAGGGACGUUGCCCUUUUAAGUCAAGGGGCGGCGGGGGCCGCAUGAGCCGACAUGGAGCCGGACACGCUGGAGUCGUGGAUCAACAGGGCUACGAAUCCUCUCAACAAGGAACUGGACUGGGACAGCAUCAAUGCUUUCUGUGAGCAGCUGAAUAAGGAGCUAGAAGGUCCUCCGCUUGCCACCCGACUUUUAGCUCACAAGAUCCAGUCUCCGCAGGAAUGGGAAGCCAUCCAGGCCUUAACGGUGCUGGAGACCUGCAUGAAGAACUGCGGCAAGCGCUUCCACGACGAGGUGGGCAAGUUCCGCUUCCUCAACGAGCUCAUCAAGGUGGUGUCGCCCAAGUAUCUAGGCAGCCGGACUCCUGAGAAGGUGAAGUUGAAAAUCCUGGAGCUGAUGUACAGCUGGACGCUGGGGCUGCCUCAGGAAGUGAAGAUCACAGAGGCCUAUCACAUGCUGAAGAAACAAGGAAUCGUGAAGAGCGACCCGAAGCUGCCGGACGAGGCUCCGUUGCCUCUGCCUCCCCCCCGGCCCAAGAACAUCAUCUUUGAUGAUGAGGAGAAGUCCAAGAUGCUGGCUCGCCUGCUGAAAAGCUCCCAUUCUGAGGACCUCCGGGCUGCCAACAAGCUCAUCAAGGAAAUGGUUCAGGAGGACGAGAAGCGAAUGGAGAAGAUCUCCAAGCGUACAAACGCCAUCGAGGAGGUGAACAACAACGUGAAGCUGCUGACGGAGAUGGCAACCAACUACAGCGAGGGGGAGACAACGGAGAGCAGCGAGGACCUCAUGAAGGAGCUGUACCAGCGCUGCGAGCGCAUGAGGCCCAUGCUCUUCCGGCUCGCCAGCGACACAGAGGACAACGACGAGGCGCUAGCGGAAAUCCUGCAGGCCAAUGACAACCUGACCCAGGUGAUCAACCUGUACAAGCAGCUCGUGAGAGGAGAGGAGAUCAAUGGAGAGACUGUGGCUGGCCCCCUCCGAGGCAGCACCUCAGCCCUCCUGGACCUGUCGGGACUGGACAUGCCAGCGCCGGGCCCCUCCUACCCAGCCUUUCCCACCCUGUUGGGUGGCUCCAUGCUCCCUGUGCCUGACCCAGCCAGCUCCGUCUCCCUGCUGGAUGACGAGCUCAUGUCUCUCGGACUGAAUGACCCGGCCCCCCAGGCUGGGGACAGCAGCGGCUGGAACAGUUUCCAGGAUAGCAGUGAGCCCAGCCUGCCCUCCGUCCCAGCUGCUCCGGCACAUAAAGCAGAGGCAGGAACACCCGCCCCGGGCCCUUCCCCUCUCACCAGUGGCCUGGAUGACCUGGAUCUGCUGGGGAAGACUCUGUUACAACAGUCCCUGCCUCCAGAGUCACAGCAAGUCCGAUGGGAGAAGCAGCCGCCCCCCCGGCUCACAUUACGGGACCUCCAGAACAAGACAAGCUCUGGCACCUCAGUGACUGCCACCAGUAGCACCCCCACCCUGCUCCGGAGCAUCUCCUCGAGCCCUGCGGCCCCCCUACCACCGCCUUUGGAGCAGCCUGCCCCUGCCACGCUUCCGAGAACCACCCCCACGCCAGCCGGAGCUAUGCCGCCCCCGCUGGGGCUCGCCACUCCCACAUCCCCCCAGGAGAUCUCGCUGGCGAACAUCACAGUGCCUCUGGAGUCUAUCAAACCGAGCAGCAUCCUCCCAGUGACAGUCUACGACCAGCACGGCUUCCGGGUCCUCUUCCACUUUGCCCGAGACUCUCUGCCCGAGCGGCCUGACAUACUGGUGGUGGUGAUCUCCAUGCUCAGCACAGCCCCGCUGCCCAUCCGCAACAUCAUUUUUCAGUCUGCCGUCCCCAAGGUGAUGAAGGUCAAGCUACAGCCACCCUCGGGGACAGAGCUCCCGGCGUUUAACCCCAUCGUCCACCCGACUGCCAUCACCCAAGUCCUGCUGCUUGCCAACCCGCAGAAGGAGAAAGUGAGACUACGAUACAAGCUGACCUUCACCAUGGGGGAGCAAACCUACAAUGAAAUGGGGGACGUGGACCAGUUCCCCCCUCCAGAGUCCUGGGGCAGCCUCUAGGGCCACGAGAAGGGUGCUUUUCCCGAAUCCCAAGGACUCCGCAUGCCUGCAGGACUGGAGUCCCCUGGGGCCGGCGCGUGGACUCUGAAACUAGCCACUGGGGCCAGGGGGCAGCAGCCGUGUAUGUGAAGGCCUGCGGAUGAGAGCCGAGCC
Messenger RNA from Mauremys reevesii (Reeves's turtle), 2325 nucleotides. RefSeq names its product golgi associated, gamma adaptin ear containing, ARF binding protein 1 (gene GGA1). Gene Ontology annotation, biological process: intracellular protein transport; vesicle-mediated transport. Lineage: Eukaryota; Metazoa; Chordata; Testudines; Geoemydidae. Gene Ontology annotation, molecular function: phosphatidylinositol binding; small GTPase binding; ubiquitin binding. The record is from RefSeq and is a predicted model, not a curated record. The transcript is spliced from 17 exons. Gene Ontology annotation, cellular component: trans-Golgi network. Bases 181 to 2172 code for a protein of 663 amino acids.